CUUAAAUCUAAUUCGAUCAUUUUUCAUUUAAUUUAUUACAAAUAUUUACAGUGCUCUCUAAACGUUAGUUAAAAUAUUAAAGGAAAAAUUCUCAGCUAUUCUCUCUAUCUUACUUAUACGGUAUUCUAGAGCAACAUUAAAUUUAGAAUUCACAAACAUGAAAUGUACUUUGGAAGAAGCCAACGUAUAUUUUCAAGAAUCAAUCCACUUAUUUCAUGAAUUUCAAUGGCUUUUUCAACACCCAGUAAUAGAAAUUCUAAUACAUAAUUAUUUCAAAUCAUUCCCUCAAGAUUGGUUAGAAGCAUUAAAAAAUUUAUCUACUGAGGAAUUAAAUGAUUUUGCCAAUGGAAAAUUAAUGAAAGAUAAUUGGCCAAAAACACUUGAAUUAUUUAUAAAAAAAUGUAAAAAAUUAAAUAAACUACCACCAGCCCCACAAUUAUCCAAUCCUCAACUUCCAAAGUCUUUUCUUAGUGGAUUAAGUCUAAAAAAACAACAUGAGAUCUUUUACCUCUCUCAAGUUGUUCACCAGAAAUGUGUCACAAAUGGUAUUCGAAUCAUCGUUGAUUUUGGAGCUGGUUUAGGCUAUAUUUGUCAAUUAUUAAAUUAUUUAUAUGAUUAUACAGUGAUUGGUUUAGAAUCAAAUGAAAAUAAUGUAAAGAUAGCUAAAAAACGACAAACUGAAUUAUAUUCUCAAUCAAUUGGCUCUGUGAAAUUCAUUCACAUAAAAGUUAAUAAAGACUGUGAAGAUGAAAUUCGAAGCUUCAUAAGAAUAUGUAAAUACUCUCAAUGUAAUUAUAAUUUUUGUUUAAUAGGCUUACAUGCUUGUGCAGAUUUGAGUGUUAAUGCAUGUAAAUUAUUUUCUAAAAUGGAUGAAGCCAAAGUGUUAAUAAUCGUAUCAUGUUGUUAUCACAAACUUCAAAUUGAUGAAAAAAAUAAAUUUAUCAAUUUUCCCCUAUCAAAAAUGUUGAAAAAUAUUUUAGACAAUCAUGAAUCUCACAUUCAAAAGGUUUUUGGCAAAACUUUUUUAAGACUUGCCUGUCAAGAACCGGCAAGUAGAUGGGAAAAUAUGUCAAAAAUAACCCAUGAACACCAUGCUUUUCAUGUUCUUGCUAGAGCAGUAAUUGAAUUAUUUAUUUAUGAGAAUAAUAUAUCAUUGACGAAAUGUGUUCAAAAAGCUACAAGAAAAACUCAAUGCUCAAGUUUUCAUCAGUAUUUAUUAGAUACAUUGAACAGAUACAAAUUUAAUAAUAUAAAGGUAUUUGAUAAUGAGCAAUUAAAAGAAAAACUACUAAGACUCUGGGAAUUGCAUAAAGAUAAAAUGGAAGAUGUUGAAAUUUAUACUGCACUACAAUGUUUACUUCAAAUGUCAGCAGAAUCACUAGUUUUAUAUGAUAGAUGUUGCUGGUUAUUAGAAAAUAACUAUUCUACUGAAAUAGUUACUAUUCUAAACAAUAAAAUAUCUCCUAGAUGUUAUGCAAUUAUUAGUAACAAGAUAAAUUGAUGAUACUGUAUUUAAAUUUAUUUUUUAUUCUUCAUAAAUUAGGAUAAAUUAAAAUUAUUUUGUAUACAUACAUAAAAUAAAUAAUAUAAAACAUCAGUAUGAUAAU
Messenger RNA from Chelonus insularis, 1607 nucleotides. Its product is annotated as protein RRNAD1-like. Bases 158 to 1501 code for a protein of 447 amino acids. NCBI's taxonomy places the organism in Eukaryota, Metazoa, Arthropoda, Insecta, Hymenoptera, Braconidae. The transcript is spliced from 4 exons. The record is from RefSeq and is a predicted model, not a curated record.